UGCUGGGGACACAUCAACACAUCCCUGUGUCAGUCUGAGGCUCUUCUUAUGACAAUUGGAUUUAUUUGCUGGCGACGAGUCGCGUGUUUGGCACUGCCCCAGUCACUUUAAUGAUGUAUAUGGAGCAGGUAAAGCAGUGACAGGCGGGCGGGGGAGCGCCCCAUUUACUGACUCAUUCACACUGCAGGACACAGGGACCUUUUGGCACCUGAUAACCUCGUUAUAAACUGUGUGAGAAUCCUGCGGAGACAGGGCAGCCUUGAGAGAGGAGAGAUUAGGCCCCGGGGCUGAGGAGAGGGAAUUAGCCUGAUCCUUCUCCUUCAGGGGAGCCAGCAGUGUGUUUAUACAAACCCGGAAGCGAGCGCACACAGGAAUGGGGUCUGUCAGCCCGGCCUUUAUCCCUCCGCCAAAAGCUGCUGUAUCAAUGUGCCCAUCCCAUGCCCACAGAAAGCACAGGGCAGGGCUCUUGCAUCAUCAUCAUCAUCACCGAAAGAGAUGAAACCAUGCUUGCUUUUACAUAUUAGGAUGAUGUCAGAGAGAUGUCUAGAGCCGGGUGCUGCUCAAGUCCUGGGCCAGAGGUUGCCAGCAGGGCAAGUGACCGUUAGAGGCCGGGGAGUGCGGGAUUAAGAGAGUGGCAGACACCCGAUAGGUGAGAAGAAGGGGGAGGGUGUAGCGGCUGCUGCUGGCACUGCCAGUCACAGGAGCGGAGACGCAGCAAGACCUCCAGUGGGGCAGCUUUGAAGUUGACUUUAUUUAAACAGAGGAGGAAGCCUCAGUAAUGACAGGGCAGGGGGAGGGGCCGGAGCUUGAGCUUUAGCAGCAGCAACAGGUCCCUGAGAUGAGGCGGAGCUGCGGGACACAGUCUGACACACACAGCGGCACGGGGGGGGACGAGCGAGUCUCAGGCAUGAGCGCCCCAAGAGAAGAGCCCGAGCUGGACUUCGACUAUCUGUUCGAGUAUGAGUACAACAAGGGCGAGCACCUGGGCGGGGACAGAGAGCACUUUAACUAUGCAUCCUCCAAUUUAAGUGCCAGUCUGUCGCUGGGUGUGACGAAUUCUUCAUUAUCAAACCCAUGCCAUGGCCUUCAGUCAUCAAAUCCAGUCAUUUCCAUUAUUCCAUCUUCAAGUCAUCUGUCUGGAUAUGGAGGGAACCUAGACAGUGAGGCCACUGGAUAUUAUCUAUCUCCUAGCAUAAGACCCUUUGGACCCCCAGCAUUAGAAAGCCCCAGAAUUGAGAUCACAUCAUGCUUAGCAAUGCAUCCUAACCAUAACCCGUUUUUUAAUGAACCAGAUGUUGAGGAAGCCAUACCACAAGCAAAGAGAACACAUUCUACAGCAACUCUGAACUUGCCAAACGUUGACACUUACCGAGAUCCAUCUUGCUUAAGUCCUGCAAGCAGUUUGUCUUCCAGAAGCUGUAAUUCUGAAGCUUCUUCUUUUGAAUCAAAUUACUCUUAUCCAUUUACUUCCCCGCAGACCUCUCCGUGGCAGUCACCAUGUGUUUCUCCCAAAACCACUGAUCCUGAAGAAGGAUACCAGAGGGGCAUGGUAACCUGCACUUUGCUUAGCUCACCUAGGCAUUCUCCAUCUACAUCACCCAGGACAAGCAUUUCAGAGGAAAACUGGUUAAAUGCCCCAAAUUCACGCCCUUCUUCACCAUGCAUCAAAAGAAAAUACAGCCUAAAUGGUCGUCAGACAUCUUACUCACCACACCACUCACCAACUCCAUCUCCCCAUAAUUCCCCACGUGUUAGUGUAACCGAUGAAACAUGGUUGGGAAAUACUCAUCAAUAUACCAGUUCUGCUAUAGUUGCAGCAAUCAAUGCCCUUACAACUGACCCAACAGACAUGAAUGAUGGCAUUCCAAUAAAAUCUAGAAAAACAGCAGCAGAUCAUACACCCAACAUGUCUCUUAAGACAGAGCCUGUUUGUGAUGACCAUAGCACAAUGUCAUCAACUAAUGACUUAUCACCAGAUGACUAUUCUGGAUUUCAUCACAUAAGGAAAGGAAAUUUCUGUGAUCAAUAUUUAUCUGUUCCACAGCAAUCCUAUCAGUGGGCCAAACCAAAGAAUAUAUCUCCAACAUCCUAUUUGAGCCCCUCUCUGCCUGCCCUUGACUGGCAUUUGCCAUCCCAGUCAGGACCAUAUGAACUUCGGAUUGAAGUGCAGCCCAAAUCACACCACAGAGCUCAUUAUGAGACGGAAGGAAGUCGAGGGGCUGUGAAGGCAACCACAGGAGGACAUCCCAUUGUGCAGCUACUAGGUUACUUAGAAAACGAGCCGCUCACUAUCCAGCUGUUCAUUGGUACUGCAGACGAUCGCCUGCUGCGACCCCAUGCUUUCUACCAGGUCCAUCGCAUCACCGGCAAGACCGUUUCUACCACAAGUCAUGAAACAAUCCUCUCCAACACCAAGGUUUUGGAAAUCCCACUUCUGCCAGAGAACAAUAUGAGAGCCAUUAUCGAUUGUGCUGGUAUUCUGAAGCUUCGCAAUUCAGACAUUGAGCUACGAAAAGGUGAAACAGAUAUUGGACGGAAGAAUACAAGAGUCCGCUUAGUGUUCCGUGUUCACAUUCCACAAGCCAAUGGGAGAACUCUCACUCUGCAAGCAGCAUCAAACCCUAUAGAGUGUUCUCAGCGAUCUGCUCAGGAAUUGCCAUUGGUGGAGAAACAGAGCAUUGACAGCUUUCCAGUGAUCGGUGGGAAAAAAAUUAUAUUGAAUGGACACAAUUUCCAACCAGACUCCAAAGUAAUUUUUGUAGAAAAAGCACCAGAUGGCCAUCACAUAUGGGAAAUGGAGGCAAAAACUGACAAAGAAAUGUUUAAGCCGAGUACUCUAGUUGUAGAGAUUCCACCUUUUCGCAACCAGAGAAUAUCCAGCCCAGUUCAAGUGAAUUUUUACGUCUGCAAUGGGAAGAGGAAAAGAAGCCAGUACCAGAUUUUCACCUAUCUGCCAGCCAAUGUUCCAAUUAUAAAAACAGAGCCCACUGAUGAUUAUGAAUCAGCUCAAACCUGUGUCCCAAUGGGCCAAGGAUUAAACCAACUCUCGAAGCCAUACUACAGCCAACAGAUCAUGAUGCCCCCUGAUCCUGGUACGUGCCUUGUGUCUGGCUUCACUUCCUGUCAGCAAAGAAACACUGUGAUGUCAUCUUCUCCAAACUCAAGCCCCAAGCUUCAUGACCUGUCUGCUUCUGCAUACAACAAAUGUAUCUCGAAUCCAGGGCAUAUUCAGCUAGGACUACAGCAGACCACUGGCGGUGUCCCCACAAUACAGGAAGUGCCACGAUCUAUAGUUGUGCACCCAAGUUCCCCCGACCAGUCAUCCCCCAUCAUGCUGCAGCCGCAGGUGAGUCUCCAACAGAGCAGUAGCUGUCCCCUUGGUUUUCAACAAACAGUAUAUCCCAUCAGUCCCUCUUCACCAGUUCCGUCUAUUACCCAAGAGCCAUCAUAUUUACAGCCCUGCAGUCCAACUCACUCAGCCGUAAUUGGUCAGCUGCCGCACCAACAACAGAAGGUUCAGAGAAAUGAAUCUCCAAACAGUCAACCACUGUCACUGCCAGAGUUGCAUGAGGACAGUAAUCAUAAUUUGGCCCCUAUUCCUGUAACGAUCAAGCGUGAGCCUGAGGAAUUGGAUCAGUUGUACUUGGACGAUGUAAAUGAAAUCAUAAGAAAUGACCUCUCCAGCAACAACAACGUCCAUUCAUAGCUCUGACAAUCAUGGACUUCAAUAAACGAAACUGAACAUUACCGAUUGCAGUGAAUUGAAAAUGUUUAUUGGACUCGCAGUGUCACAUGGUACACUCUCCUGCCUUAGAUAACUGAAGUCCAAGCCGCUGACACAGCUGAUUUACUGGGCUGUCAAGUGAUUCUGUUUUUAGAAGAAUUCUCAUCUCAACCUAAGCAAGAAGGAAAAAACUGAUUGAUAAUGUAUUUUAUGGAGAAAUGAACUGAAAUACUUGACAAAAGCAGAUGGCCUGGAAGCACAACUGAUGUUUUUGGCACCGCUGGAUGCCAGAAGUGCCUUAAAUGUUCAUAUUUGUGGCAUUAGGAUGUUUCAAAUGCUUUCUGUUUGCUACCAAAAAAAGUAUUGUAGGUGCAAAAACAUUAGAGAAGAAAACCACAAAGCAACUCCAUGCACUGCUUGCUGUAAUAAUGGAAGCGACCCGGCUGUGGGAAAAGAGGGGCAGAUAUUAGUCGAUGUAAAUGAAUGACCGAGCUGCAAGUAAUAUUGUAUUGCCUUAAUCUGCGCCCCUUAGAGAAGGGACGGGUGGAACACCAUUUUGUCUCUCUUAAUUCUGUACCUUGUAAAAUAAAAAAUCCUUGACAAACAGCAAGUUAGAGUAUUAGAAUGGAACUAGGCCACACAGGAAAGAAAUAAAGCACAAUAAUCCUUGGCUAUUUUAGGUGAGUUUUUAGACUUACAUAUGCAGCACAAACGUGUUUUAGUAUUUAAAUCAAAGGUAAGGUCUUAUAGCAAUAUAAUCUCAUAUAGAUCCUACAAAUAUAGAUUCUUUUAGAAUGUUUGCUGUUUCUAAACAUGAAGCUUUAUUUAUUCAGUUAAUGCACAAUGGUAAAACAGUGCUUGCAGCCCAUCUAUUCUAAGGACGGGGCUACCUGCUCUUUAUAUAGGGCAUUAAGGACAAGGCAGCCAUCUGUGGGGGGCCAUUUUGGGGGGCCUGAGAAUAUAUUUUGUUGAGUUAUCAGAGGGGGCCCCAAAGGCAAAAGUUGGAUUUUGAUGGUAGCCCUGAUUAUAGAUGUCAUACCCAGGGCACUAACACCAUUUGGAACUACAGAUCCCAGAAUCAUAAACAAGACUAACUCAGAUGCUGGGGAUUAUGGUUUUUAACAGUUAGAGGGUCACAGGUUUCACAUUCCAACAGUGUAUAUAGAUUUAUGGAUGGAAUAUGAGUCAUUAAAGCAACACUCCUAUUUUCCCACCUAGCACAAUCGUUCAAUCUCAUUGCCGUCCAUGUGUACUUAAUGAACAGGUUCCACACACGUGCAUGGCAUGAUUCUACUUGAAUGUGACACCCAAUCAACCUUGAAUCACUGAUGCCGUACUUAUCUAUUAGCAUUGUGUAACCGAUACACGGAACUGGUCUAUUUUCCUGUGGGGCUUAAACAAUAGUGUUAAAAAGCCAUGGGUUUGCCUGUUGCAAAGGUAUAGGAAAGCAAGCACUUUAGACAAGAAAAGUUGCAUAAAAAGCACCAAAUGAGUAAAUAAACUGUACAUAGUUGUAAAUAUUUGUUUGUUUCCAGGAUUGCUAUUCCACAAAGGCCUUAUUCUGACUCUGUGCUUCUCGUGGGGAAGUCUUACCAAAAACAAUGGCUGAAAAUGCAGUGCUAUGUGAUUUCUGUCCAUAAUAGUUCGUACUAUUAGUUAGUAUGACUCUGCUUGUUGACUAUCAAACAAGUUGCAGCUUAAUAUAUCACUAGUGAUGAACCUUUACUUUAUAUAAACCAGGGGCAUCCAACCUGUGUCCUUUCUGGUAUUGUUCAAACAAAACUCCCAGAAUCCUUGUCGAGGGAGACUGCGAGGGUUACUCCUACAACACUUGGAAUACCGAGAGAGGCUCGUCCCUGAUGUAACCAGACGAGCAUGGCCUAAAUAAAAAUAAAAUGUACUUGUUGUGCCUUAGUAAUUAAUGCCCUCUUCUGGAAAAAUGCCUGAAUUGCAAACUGAUCGUGAGGUAACUGGCUCAAAUAAACAUGUGUAUAAUGUCUUACGUUCUGCAAAAACACAAGCCAUAUUUCAGAUUUGCCCACAACUGUGAUAAUAUAAGCGAGGAUAUGGCUUUAUGUACAAACUAGGCUGUUAGUUAUUGGAAUAACUUUGUAUUUCUCACGUGUAAUCAAGGAUGUUUACCCAUUAAAUAGUACUAUAGAAUGUGCAUGAUAUAUGUAUAAUAGUUUACCAAGUAGCUAAUUCAGUGGUCAAAGAAGCUUACUGGCUAUUCCUGAACAAUAUCCAAUAAAGCAAUAUUUUGGAGCCAGUA
This is a messenger RNA of Xenopus laevis (African clawed frog), 5996 nucleotides long. RefSeq names its product nuclear factor of activated T cells 1 S homeolog (gene nfatc1.S). Bases 839 to 3706 code for a protein of 955 amino acids. The transcript is spliced from 10 exons. Gene Ontology annotation, biological process: regulation of transcription by RNA polymerase II; regulation of DNA-templated transcription; calcineurin-NFAT signaling cascade. Gene Ontology annotation, cellular component: nucleus; cytoplasm; transcription regulator complex. Gene Ontology annotation, molecular function: RNA polymerase II cis-regulatory region sequence-specific DNA binding; DNA binding; DNA-binding transcription factor activity, RNA polymerase II-specific. Lineage: Eukaryota; Metazoa; Chordata; Amphibia; Anura; Pipidae. The record is from RefSeq and is a predicted model, not a curated record.